UUCCCCCGAGUCGCUAGCCCACUGGUUGGAGGUGGCGGUGGCGGCGGGUCCGGAGGCGCAGCGGGCCGCUGCCCGGGUACUGCUGCGGACCGCUGCUGAUGCGGGUAGUGCUGCUUCGGGGAAACAGCGGCGGCGGCGGGUUGUUGGUUCGGAGGACGCCUCGCAGGGCCCUCCUGGCUUGGGUGACGUCAUCAACUUGUAUUCCGACGACGAAGGGGGCUUUACGGAGGUCGGCGACGACGAGGAUCAGGGCUUUGGAGAUUCGGAUUUGGGUUCUGACUUUGACGACGACGACGAUGAUGAUGAUGAUGAGGACGAUGAUGAGGACGACGACGAUGGUUACGGCGGCGGCGGCGGCGCCUACGGUUACCGCGGGCCGCCCGAAGGUGGGCUUCUUGAUUACGUCCCCCACCGCGCGGCCCGAAUUCAGCCCGGAGGAGGUGGAGGAGGUGGAUGGAGGCGUCGGGAGCGACAGUGGAUGCGGGAACUGUACGGAGAAGAACAUGAUGACGAUCUGGAUUUCGAUGACUACGAUGAUGACGAGGAUGAUGAUGAUGAGGAGGAUUACUACACGGACGAGGAGGAGCAGGCGUAUCCCGGGUAUCACCGGUACAUGGCAAGGCCGGGAGGGCCUGGCAUGUACCUGCACCAGCACCCGCACUACGGCCACCGUCGUCUUCGCGAUCCGCACUUGAUGGAUAUGGAGGCGGAGAUGCUCGAGGCGCGGCAUGUGGCGGAGGCGCGGAUGCAGAUGGAGGUCCGACGGGAGGAGCGGCUAGCUGCGAGGAGGGCAGAGAGGCGGGAGGAGAGGCGGGCAGAGAGGCGGGAGCUGCGACGGCUGGAGCGGCUGGCGCGGAGAGGAGGAGGAGCAGGAGGGGAGGCGGUGGUGGAUUUGACGGGGGAGGGAGACGGAGAGGAGGCGGCAGCAGGCGGCGCAGCAGCAGCAGCAGGAGGAGGAGGAGGAGGAGCAGGGCCCUCGGGUGUGCAGCGGAGGAGGCCCCACCACAACAAUGCGGCAGCAGGCGGAGGCGGAGGUGGUGGUGACAGCAGCGACAGUGAGGAUGGGGGAGACGGCGGCGGCAGAGGAGGAGGAGGAGGGGGUGGGGGUGACGGAGACGACUCGGAGGGAAGCCUUGACACGGACGAUGUGUUGGGCGGAUGGGGCGAGUCGGAGGCGGCGGCGGAGGAGGAGGAGGAGGGCGAGGAGGAGCAGCAGGAGGAGGAGACGACGACAAAUGCCAUGCAGGUGGAUGGCGGAUCAGCAGCGGAGGCAGCAGCGGAGGCAGCGGAGAGGGAGAGGCUGCGAGCUGAGAAGGGCAAGGGGCCGGCAGCACCGCCGUCUACUGCUGCUGCUGGUGGUGCCGCGGCGGCGGCGGCGGCACCCACCUCCCGUCCUCCCCGCACGCACGGCUCCCGGCGGCAGGGAGAGGGCGCAGGUGCGGGUGGUGGUGGCUCGGGCAGUGGUGGUGGUGGUGCCGGACCUUCCUCUGCUGCUGCUGCUGCUGGUGCUGCUGCGGGUGCUGCUCCGGAGGCGGCCGCUGGUCGCCCCUCCUCACGCAGACGUCGUCGUGAUGCGGCUUCAGAGGAGAAGCAGGACGGCCCGGCGGCAGCAGCAGCAGCAGCAGCGGCAGCAACUGCAGCUGGGGGUAGUGCGGGUGCUGCCUCCACCACCCCCACCGCCCCCAGCCCCCCCUCCCUGCACUCCCUGGCCGUGUCGCUGUGCCGCACCUCGGCCUACCGGCUGCAGCGGCGGCUGCUGGGGCGGUCGGAGGCUGCAGCGGCGGACUGCGGCUUCUUCGCACUGGCGCAGUACAUCCGCGGUCGUGGUGCCUCUGCCGAGCUGGUGGCGCCCCUGAUGGUGGGGGCGCUGCGGGGGCUGGAGGCGCUGGCGUCCGUGCAGGCGGGGCGCAG
Molecule: messenger RNA, 1911 nt
Organism: Astrephomene gubernaculifera
Lineage: Eukaryota; Viridiplantae; Chlorophyta; Chlorophyceae; Chlamydomonadales; Astrephomenaceae
Source: the annotation of a GenBank genome assembly